This is a messenger RNA of Bipolaris victoriae FI3, 732 nucleotides long. RefSeq lists its product as hypothetical. The record is from RefSeq and is a predicted model, not a curated record. NCBI's taxonomy places the organism in Eukaryota, Fungi, Ascomycota, Dothideomycetes, Pleosporales, Pleosporaceae. The annotation marks the transcript as partial. The transcript has a single exon.
AUGAAAACUCUAUUCAGAAAGCUUUGUGGCUUACAGAGAUCGGUAAAGCCUAACUAUGAAUACAAGACUUUGCCCGAAGGCUGUAUACGGCUUCUCGUCUUGCUGCCAGGACCCCGAGAUGCCGCGAUCAGCUGUUCCCUGAAAACCGUUGCCCUGGCCGAUUUUGAAGACAGAUUUAACGUCGACUCAAUGUCAGAACUUGGGGUGUAUGAAGCUCUUUCGUAUUGUUGGGGAACAUCAGAAGAAACUAAGAAAAUUGACUGCGAUGGUCAGUUGCUCGAGAUAAGAGCCAAUCUGGAAAGCACGCUCCGUUUUUUUCGAUAUAAAGACAAACCCCGAGUUAUGUGGGUGGAUGGUAUAUGCAUCAAUCAGAAAAAUGACAAAGAAAAAUCACAGCAAGUUUCCCUUAUGGGCGUAAUUUAUUGGAAAGCCAGCAGAGUGCUUGUGUGGCUUGGCGAAGAAGAUAAGAGCGCGAAGCAAGUCAGUGUUGAGAAAGCGUUUGAAUUUAUACGCAAAUGCAGCGACCUUACAGAAACAUGGGCAAAUAACAGACGUAUUCAUCAGCCAAAUACCACAUCAAACAUAAUAGAAGAGGUUCAGGGAAGCAAGGAAACAGUUUCAUGGGACUCAGUCCAACAUUUGUUUACUCGAGAUUGGUUUACACGAGUAUGGGUAGUUCAGGAGCUUGGUUUGGCGAAAUAUGCAACAUUCUACUGUGGAGAUGCCUCAAUC